AUGUUAAUAACAUCCACAACUGCUGACUUUUCAUAUAGAGAGCCUAUAACUAAUGUUAUUACUGACAAAGACAAACCAAAAGUAGAGGGUGAGGACGUUGUAUCAUGGUGUACUACAUCAAUAGCUGAACAAAAAAAAUGUGAAAAGCUUGCAGAUGCUAUUAUAAAAGAUAAAGGGCUAUUUGGAAAACAUUUUUUUGAAAUACAAUGUAAAAGAGCAUUUGACACUGAGGAAUGUAUGUCAUGGGUAGACAGAGGAGAAGCUUCGCUGCUGGCAUUGGAUGCUGGUGAAGUGUAUGUUGCUGGCCGAUUCCACUCUUUAGUACCUAUUGUACAAGAGCUUUAUGGGAGAGGUGAACCUUACCAAUUGGCAGUAGCAAUUGUAAAGAAGGGUGGUCUACCACAUGUUCAGGCUGGUAUGGGACUUCAUGGGUUGAGAGGUGCUAAGGCCUGUUUCCCUGGAGUAGGAUCUCUAGCGGGAUGGGUGAUGCCUAUACAUACUUUAAUGCAAGAAGGUGGUCUUAAAAUAACAGAUUGCAAUAAUCAUGUAAAGUCAGCUAUAGAAUACUUUGGUGAAUCAUGUGCUCCAAAUUCUUUAAAGGAUAUGUACAAUCCUAUUGGUGACAACUCUGAUAAAUUGUGUAAGCUGUGUACUGGUGGGGCAGGUGUACGUUGCACCUUAGCAGAUCCAUAUGCGGGGUACGAAGGCGCAUUGAAGUGCCUACUUGCUAAUGGCACGGGUGAUAUCGCUUUCGUGCGUGACACUACCAUACAGCACACCUUGUUGUCGCAUAAGGUACUUGGCGGUGUUACAGAAGAUAGCUUUGAAUUAAUAUGCCGGGAUGGAUCGCGUAAAUCAGUUCGGGAAUGGGAACAAUGUAACUGGGGAAUAGUGCCCGCUGAUGCAGUAGUCACUAGCAGUGCUGCUACAGUUCUACAGAGAAAAAAAUAUCAAAACUUGUUGCUCAAGAUUUUAGAACUAUAUGGAGAACCGAACUCGUUCAAUAAUAACUCUAACCGUACAAGUGAUUAUCAACCACGUGACCAGUACGGCAACGUGCUGACGUCUACCACUGAGCGUAUAAGAUAUAACGACUGGAACAGACGAGAUCAAUAUUUAGAGAGGGAUUACAGGAAUGAAAGUAUAUCACCUUUCAAACAAAGGACAGACUCAUCUGGGAGACCUAUAGAGCUACCGUUCUACCUAUUCAAUUCUGGGGAUACAACGGAUUUAUUGUUACAGGAUGCAACUAUGAACUUCCGUAUCCUCAAAGAAGAAGAACAGUCUGCGGAUCACAUAUUAACCUUGAAAGAUUCUCCGGUAAGCUCUCAAGCUGAGAAAGCAGUCGUCGGUAUAAGAGACUGUCCAGUGAAGCGAGCCGUGCUGUGUGUCACUAGCGAUCCGGAGAUGGAGAAAUGUGUUAAAAUGAGGGUGGCCCUGAAGGCGGCGUUCCUGUCCCCGCAGUUGGUGUGCUGGCGCGCGCACAGCACUCGGCACUGCGAGCGCGCGCUGGCCGAGGGCGUGUGCGACCUGGCGCUGCUGGACGCUGCCGACAUGCUGCACGCCGCCCACAAGUACCGCCUCGUGCCCUUCAUGCAGGAGGUUUAUUCAAGCGGUAACAAUUGGUACUACGCGGUUGCGGUAGCAAAGGAACAGGAUCCCGAUACAGAUCUAACUUACCUCCGUGGGAAGAACACGUGUCACACCGGCAUCGGCAUGGCGGCGGGGUGGAUCUAUCCUUUGGCCUAUCUCAUAUCUAAUGGAUGGAUUCGGUCGUACGGGUGCGACGGCGCGCACGCGGCCGCGCAGUACUUCAGCAAGGCGUGCGCGCCCGGCGCGCUCAGCAGCGAGUACGUGGACGCCGCCACCGCGCCGCACGACAACCUCUGCCAUCUGUGCCACGGCGCUUCAUUCCGUCGAUGUCGACGCGACGCGAGUGAGGAUUAUUACGGGCAUGUAGGAGCGUUGCGGUGUAUGAUAGAGGGCGGUGGUGAUGUGGCGUUCGUGAGGCACAGCGCGCCCGCAGAGGUGUCCGGCGGUCGACGACGCGAGUGGUGGGCGCGCGACCUGCUGCCCGACGACCUGCAGCUGUUGUGUCCAGAUGGUACACGUGCGAAAAUGCACGAAUAUAAACACUGCAAUCUGGGCAAGGUCCCGGGCUCGGUGCUAAUGGGACGCGCGAAUCACACGGAACUGGACACGUUCUCUAACCUCAUGGUGUAUGCGCAACAGUUGUAUGGUGCCACCGCUUCAGAUGAAUUUAGUUUUAGCAUGUUCCAUUCCCAUCCGCCAUACGCUGACUUGAUCUUCAGUGAUGUGGCGGUUCGUCUAAAGCCUCUUUCACACAACAAGCGGUCCGCCGAGUUCGUAGCAGGCGAGGCUCUGACCCGAGCCGCCCGUAUUGUAUCGUGUGACGCGCCACAAUCUUUAUACUCUAUCGCCUCAGACCCUGAUUUUUUGUCUAUGGCUCACAAAAAUGGUUUUAUCGGACAUGUUCUAGCUAUUGGUCUACUUGUUCUUGCGUUAUUGCGA
Messenger RNA from Brenthis ino (lesser marbled fritillary), 2532 nucleotides. The record is from the annotation of a GenBank genome assembly. Lineage: Eukaryota; Metazoa; Arthropoda; Insecta; Lepidoptera; Nymphalidae.